AUGGCCAGAGCUACGCCAUUUUCCGGCCCAAAUGAGCCGCUACACAUAUUUCAAGACGACGUAUUCGAUCGAAGCGCUCCCAUGACGAGCCACGCUCCGAUGCCUUCAGUCACAAAGCCUGCUCGACGCCCCUUGAGCAGUUCAAAUUCCAACGUCGUCCUCAACCCCCCGACGGCCAGCGGCAUGAACUUGUCGCCCCAUAAAGCGAGGUCAUCGUCACCUCGAUCACCCCUGAAAGCUACUUCAUCACACGGCAACAAGCUUCACAUGGUGUCAAUGGCGCCUCCCAUGGGCAAGGGACCUACGACAGAUUCACUUCAGAAGAAGCCGCAUUUAUCUAAAUUCAAAACGGGUCCUCAGCGACCACACUUCGACAUGAUGACCUUUGGAAAGGAGAACGUUCAUCCUCAGAUUUUUCCGGCUCCACCAACGAUAAACUUGUCGGUCGAAAGCUACUUUCAGAAACCAAAUGGCAAGCGAGGAUUGAUGGACGCUCCCCAAAUCAAAGACUCAAGACCAAUGAAGAAGGCCAAAACUGAGGAGCCGACUCUUCCUCCCCACGAUUCAUUUCCUCCCAUUGCAGAUGAUGGGGCGAAACCACAGCACAGCUACGCUCAGCUCAUUGGCAUGGCCAUCCUCCGAUCUCCCAUGCGUCGACUCACCCUCGCACAAAUUUACAAGUGGAUCAGUGACAAUUACUCCUUCUAUAACCCCAAUGAUGCUGGAUGGCAGAACAGCAUUCGACACAACCUGAGUCUUCACAAGAACUUCAUUAAAAUUGAGCGGCCCAAGGAUGACCCCGGCAAGGGCAACUACUGGGGCAUUGAGCCUGGUACCGAAUUUCAGUUCCUCAAAGAGAAGCCCACACGAAAGUCGGCACCAACGGCGGAAAAUCUUCCAGUAAUGUCAACACGUCUCGAACCGUCAAGACCAGCCACAGCUCCCCUUCUUCAAGAACCGACACUGCCUCCGCCAGCACCGAUGCAUCACUCGACGCUCCCACCUCUGCCUACUUCGCAAGCCACACAUCCUAUGCACGCAGAGCUUUCAUCCGAUGCCACGAUUCCAAUCUCAGAUAACAUUGGCCCAGAAGAUGUCGGCGACAAGAUUACGGAUAAUGACUUACCUCUUGAUUCAUCCCUAUACUCUCCGUUGCCUGCCAAUAUGCACUCGUCGCCUCCCGUCGCUAGGCACGUGGAGGCACGAAGUGGCACACCACCGCCCUUCGCCCGAAACCCAGUGUCCUCGAUUUCCCGAUCUCACAAGCGCAAGUUUGCGUCAAUGGACGACAGCGGAUACAUCUCUUCCUUGGAAUCCUCAGUGAUGCGACCAAACCAAAAGGCCUUGCUACUGACGUCGGAAGCCGAUCGACCUCGCCUUACACGCGGCCGUGCCGAGGAGGAAAUCGCCCGCAUUCGCAACUCCUCUCCACUGAGUCCGACCAAGUCUCGGUCUCUAUCACUCUAUGGUCCCGUUUCAUCCUCACCUCUGCGACAACCAAACGAGCACCAGACGCUACCGCCAUUAACCCCGGUCGUGAAAAUGAAGCCCCCUGUCCGACCACCGCCGUCCGUCUCGCCAAACACCAACUUGCGCAUACAUCGUGAUAAGGUUCGACAUAUGCUGCAAUCCCCGUUGCGCCGUGUGACCGGAAUUGGAGAGGACAGUGUUCCUUGGAGUCCCGCAUUCAACUUGGAUGAUGCUGUAUACUCCUUUGAUGACUUGGGGAUGCCCUCAACCGAAUUUGACAUCUUCCAGGACUUUACCUCUUUGGAAGACCCUCUGUUCCCUGGUAUCGGAUCAGUCGACGCUGGUUCCCCCGUCAAGCGCUCUGCCAAGCGGGCUCGAUUGGACAGAUCUGUGUCCACGUCGGCACUCGGUGAAGCCUCAAACUCCACGCUGAGGAAAUCAGUCACUUCCGUCCCAUUGCUCAAAGUUUCUGAGCACUCCCCAUCACGCUUUCUGGAGACACCUAGCAAGGCAUUUGAGGGCUUGGGCUCUCCAUCCAAGCUUUUCCAGCAGUCCCCAUCACGGCUAGCCUCGCCGAGCAAGUUCACUGCCAUGUUGGAGCUCUCGGUCGACAAUGACUGGCCAACACUGGGUCUUGAUCCUACAGAUUUUGGCUCUCACGGCAACAAUGGGGCCACAGACUUUACUGGUCUGGACAUCUUGCAAGGCUUCGAGAAGAUUGGAUCUGGGUCACAAUCUUCAAGACAUCAACAACAACAAAAGGGUGGCAAGCCAUCGCUUGGACGAAGCUACUCGACUGCCUUUUAA
Molecule: messenger RNA, 2277 nt
Organism: Pochonia chlamydosporia 170
Lineage: Eukaryota; Fungi; Ascomycota; Sordariomycetes; Hypocreales; Clavicipitaceae
Product: meiosis-specific transcription factor mei4
Exons: 1
Coding region: 1-2277 (758 amino acids)
Biological process (GO): regulation of transcription by RNA polymerase II
Molecular function (GO): DNA-binding transcription factor activity, RNA polymerase II-specific; RNA polymerase II cis-regulatory region sequence-specific DNA binding
Source: RefSeq, a predicted model, not a curated record